Dama dama (fallow deer) is the source of this 4893-nucleotide messenger RNA. It is a transcript of the gene TRPM5, whose product is annotated as transient receptor potential cation channel subfamily M member 5. NCBI's taxonomy places the organism in Eukaryota, Metazoa, Chordata, Mammalia, Artiodactyla, Cervidae. Gene Ontology annotation, molecular function: ligand-gated calcium channel activity; calcium-activated cation channel activity. Bases 103 to 3573 code for a protein of 1156 amino acids. The transcript has 26 exons. Gene Ontology annotation, cellular component: membrane. The record is from RefSeq and is a predicted model, not a curated record. Gene Ontology annotation, biological process: calcium ion transmembrane transport.
CGGGCCUCAGGGAGAAGGCAGGCAGGACACGCCCUGCCAAAGCCUCGGCAGAAGUGGCAACGGACGCAGCUGGCUCGUGGCGCUGGGGGAGAAGAGGACCCCAUGCAGGACGCCAGGGGCACCCGUCCUGGCAGCCCAGGGGGUGCUGGAGACACACGGGGGCUGAGCCUGGGCCAGGGUGAGAUCGUCUUCGGAGGGUCUGGGAAGAAGCGAGGCAAGUUCGUGAGGGUGCCCAGCGGCGUGGCCCCGUCUGUGCUCUUCGACCUGCUGCUGGCCGAGUGGCACCUGCCGGCCCCCAACCUGGUGGUGUCACUAGUGGGUGAGGAGCGACCCUUCGCGUUGAAGCCGUGGCUGCGGGAUGUGCUGCGCAAGGGGCUGGUGAAGGCGGCUCAGAGCACAGGAGCCUGGAUCCUGACCAGCGCGCUCCGAGUGGGCCUCGCCCGCUACGUCGGGCAGGCCGUGCGUGACCACUCCUUGGCCAGCACAUCCACAAAGGCCCGCGUGGUGGCCAUCGGCAUCGCCUCGUUGGGCCGCGUGCUGCACUGCCGGCUCCUGGACCAUGCCCAGGGGGACGGCCCCGUGCACUACCCCUUGGACGACGGAGGCAGCCAGGGCCCCCUCAGCCCCCUGGACAACAACCACUCCCACUUCAUCCUGGUGGAGCCGGGGGCCCCCGGGAAGGGCGACGAGCCCACGGAGUUGCGGCUGCGGCUGGAGAAGUACAUCUCGGAGCAGAGGACAGGCUACGGGGGAACCAGCAGCAUCGAGAUCCCCGUCCUCUGUCUGCUGGUCAACGGGGACCCCAGCACCCUGGAGAGGAUUUCCAGGGCCGUGGAGCACACCACGCCGUGGCUGAUCCUGGCGGGCUCAGGGGGCGUCGCGGACGUGCUCGCUGCCCUCGUGAACCAGCCCCAACUCCUGGCGCCCCAGGUGGCCGAGAAGCAGUUUAGGGAGAAGUUCCCCAGUGAGCACUUCUCCUGGGAGGACGUCGUGCGCUGGACCGGGCUGCUACAGACCAUCAUGUCCCACCCACACCUGCUCACCGUGCACGACUUCGAGCAGGAGGGCUCUGAGGAGCUGGACACGGUCAUCCUCAAGGCGCUGGUAAAAGCCUGCAAGAGCCACAGCCAGGAGGCGCAGGACUACCUGGACGAACUGAAGUUGGCCGUGGCCUGGGACCGCGUGGACAUCGCCAAGAGCGAGAUCUUCAACGGGGACGUGGAGUGGAAGUCCCGCGACCUGGAGGAGGUGAUGAUGGACGCGCUGGUGAGCAACAAGCCCGAGUUCGUGCGCCUCUUCGUGGACAACGGCGCGGACGUGGCGGACUUCCUGACCUACGGGCGGCUGCAGCAGCUCUACCGCUCCGUGGCCCCCAAGAGCCUGCUCUUCGACCUGCUGCAGCGCAAGCACGAGGAAGGCCGGCUGACGCUGGCCGGGCUGGGCGCCCAGCAGGCCCGGGAGCCGCCCGCCGGGCCACCCGCCUUCUCCCUGCACGAGGUCUCACGGGUGCUCAAGGACUUCCUGCACGACGCCUGCCGCGGGCUCUACCAGGCGGAGCGGGGCCCGGCCCGGCGGGCUCCGGGCCAGAAGGGGCUGCUGGACUUGAACCAGAGGAGCGAGGACCCCUGGAGAGACCUGUUCCUGUGGGCGGUGCUGCAGAACCGCCACGAGAUGGCCACUUACUUCUGGGCCAUGGGCCAGGAGGGGGUGGCCGCCGCUCUGGUCGCCUGCAAGAUCCUCAAAGAGAUGUCCCACCUGGAGACAGAGGCCGAGGUGGGCCGGACUCUGCGGGAGGCCAAGUACGAGCAGCUGGCCCUGGACCUCUUCUCCCAGUGUUACCGCCACAGCGAGGAGCGCGCCUUUGCCCUGCUAGUGCGUCGGAACCGCUGCUGGAGCAGAACCACCUGCCUGCACCUGGCCACCGAGGCUGACACCAAGGCCUUCUUUGCCCACGACGGGGUGCAGGCCUUCCUGACCAAGAUCUGGUGGGGGGACAUGGCCUCGGGCACCCCCAUCCUGCGGCUGCUGUGCGCCUUCUUCUGCCCGGCCCUCAUCUACACCAACCUCAUCACCUUCAGCGAGGAGGCCCCUCUAAGGACAGGCCCAGAGGACCUGCAGGAGCUGGACAGUCUGGACACGGAGAAGAGCCUGCUCUGCGGCCUGGGCAGCAGGGCAGAGGAGCUGGCUGAGGCGCUGAGGAGGGAAGGUGGCCGAGGCCGGAGAGCCGCCUUCCUGCUAACACGCUGGCGCAGGUUCUGGGGGGCGCCCGUCACCGUGUUCCUCGGGAACGUGGUCAUGUACUUCGCCUUCCUCUUCCUGUUCACCUACGUCCUGCUGGUGGACUUCCGGCCCCCUCCCCAGGGACCGUCAGCGUCUGAGGUCACCCUCUACUUCUGGGUCUUCACGCUGGUGCUGGAGGAGAUCCGGCAGGGCUUCUUCACAGACGAGGACAUGCGCCUGGUGAAGAAGUUCACGCUCUACGUGGAGGACAACUGGAACAAGUGCGACAUGGUGGCCAUCUUCCUGUUCAUCGCCGGGGUCACCUGCAGGAUGCUGCCCUGGGCCUUUGAGGCUGGCCGCACGGUGCUUGCCCUCGACUUCAUGGUGUUCACGCUCCGGCUUAUCCACAUCUUCGCCGUCCACAAGCAGCUGGGCCCCAAGAUCAUCAUCGUGGAGCGGAUGAUGAAGGACGUCUUCUUCUUCCUCUUCUUCCUGAGCGUGUGGCUUGUGGCCUACGGCGUGACCACGCAGGCGCUGCUGCACCCACACGACGGCCGCCUGGAGUGGAUCUUCCGCCGCGUGCUCUACCGGCCGUACCUGCAGAUCUUCGGGCAGAUCCCGCUGGACGAGAUCGACGAAGCCCGUGUGAACUGCUCCCUGCACCCGCUGCUGCUGGAAGGCUCGCCCUCCUGCCCCAACCUCUACGCCAACUGGGUGGUCAUCCUCCUGCUGGUCACCUUCCUACUGGUCACCAACGUGCUGCUCAUGAACCUGCUCAUCGCCAUGUUCAGCUACACGUUCCAGGCGGUGCAGGGCAACGCGGACACCUUCUGGAAGUCCCAGCGCUUCCACCUCAUCGUGGAGUACCACCAGCGCCCCGCGCUGGCGCCCCCGUUCAUCCUCCUCAGCCACCUGAGCCUGGUGCUCAAGAGGCUCCUGCGGAGGGGGGCCCCGCAGAAGCGGGCGCGCCUGGAGAGGGACCUGCCAGAGCCUCUGGACCAGAAGGUGGUCACCUGGGAGGUGGUGCAGAAGGAGAACUUCGUGAGCGAGCUGGAGAAGCGCCGGAAGGAGAGCCAGGAGGAGCUGCUGCGGAAGGCGGCGCACAGGGUAGACGUCGUAGCCAAGCUCCUCGGGGGCCUGAGGGAACAGGAGAGGCGUGUCAAGCGUCUGGAGUCUCAGGUCAGCUACUGUGCAGCGCUCCUCUCCUCCGUGGCUGAGUCACUGGCCUGCGGCAGCGCCUACUGGAACUCUUGGAACUCCAGCAGCGGGAACCCACCAGCCUCUGCUGACCACGGAGCGGCCCUGGGUAGCAGGGAGCGCCCAGAGGCUGGCCAGCCACCCUCCAACCCCUGAGCCACCUGGACGUCAGCACACGGAGCCCUGCGCUCCGAGGGGCCCAGGCCUGGGGGGCACAGCCGUUGGCUGCUCAUCCUGGGCCUCGUGGAGAUGCCAGCACACCCCCCACCAGUUGAGCACCCCCAGCGGGAUGUACCACCCUCGUCCUGCCCAGCACCUCCUCAGGCCUGGGAGUGCAGCGGUGUGUGUCAUGGGCCCCCCGACAGACUCCCGAACCCCAUCCAGAGCCAACCAGCUGGGGCCAGAAGAGCAGGCCUCACUGAAUGCCUUGUGGGGGGCCUCCCUUUAGGAGGGCAGCUGCCUUGGGGUCUACACCCAACCCGUGUCACCCACCAAGAGACUGGUCUUUUUCUGAAACGUUUGUAGUUGGACCCUCUGUCUUCAAGACCCAGGCUGAGUGUUCAGUGUGUGUGUCGGUGGCCGCCCCCACGCCUGACAGCGCACAUGGCGAGUGCUGGGCCAUCCCGUCUGGGUAGUGGCAGCAGGUCACCACCCCAAGAGGACCCGCCGCCACCCCUGAAAACUGCUUUACGUUCAGUGGAGCCGGGAAGGCACACCCACACCUGGGGCUGCAGUCCCAGGCAGAGGGGAACCCCGGAGGCGUCCGUUUAGUGAAGCACGUGACAAGGGAUGGGGUCCAGGCCCUUCUGAGAACCCCACACAAGGAGAGUGGGCAGCCAGGCUGUCUCCCGUUCCCAUGGGGACCUGGAGCCCUGGGAUAGGGGACACAGCAGCAGGGCCAGGCCGGGGCUUAACAGCAGUCACGGGAGACGCGCUGGCUCCCGUCUGCCUCCCCACACCGUCUGGGGACCGGGCUCAGCGCCCUGCACAGCAGUCGGCUGUCCUGGCGACACCGGUCCUCCCCACACGGGGGCGGCCCAGCGUGCGGGGCCACCGGCGGCCGCUUCCCGCCCACGCUCACUCCGCUCUCCCCAGAUCCACUACAUCACCCCCCGGCCCCAGCCCUCAUGCAAGCAGCUGCGACUCCUCCCCGGGAUGGGCUGGGGUCUCAGCCUCUUGCUCGGUACAGAGAGGGACUCUCCUCAGUCCAACAGAAAGACCUCCUCCUGACGAGCGCAGGACGAUGGGGCCUGGACAGCGGAGUGUCCCGGCUGCGGUCCCUGGGGGAGAGGUGGUCCACACAGACACACGGAGCCAGAGGAACACGCAAGGCCUUUACUGUCUCCCGGGCAGAGGAUGGGUCGGGCCUCCACCACCCCCAGCCCACACCCUGGCGAAGUCUCUGCUCCCUGGUGGCACCUAGAGGCAGCCGGCGGGCCGGCUCGCUGCCCUGGAGCCCUGAGCCCGCUCCAGCCC